AUGCUGGCACGUACUGUUCUGCGCAGCGUGCCCUUCCGGGGUAUCGCACGUCAGUCCCUGAACAAGACCUCUACGCGUGCGUCUUCCUCAGCUGCCGGUGCCGAAUCCGCCAGCUCCCCCUUCCACCUCACACUCACUGCGUCCGUCGCUACCGCCGUCGCCCUCGGAUCCGCUACGUAUCUCUAUGGACAGGAAGCUUUUGCGAUGACACCUGCUGAGGAGGGUCUGCACCCUACCCAGUACCCUUGGGAGCACGCCAAGUGGAACAAGACCUUCGAUCACCAGGCUCUCCGCCGUGGUUUCCAGGUCUACCGUGAAGUGUGCUCCAGCUGCCACUCUCUGACCCGUGUGCCUUGGCGUUCGUUCGUCGGUGUUACCCACACCGUCGAUGAAAUGAAGGUUUUCGCUGAGGAGAACGAAUAUGACACCGAGCCCAACGACCAGGGUGAUAUCGAGAAGCGCCCCGGAAAGCUGUCCGACUAUAUCCCUGCUCCUUACAAGAACGACGAAGCUGCUCGUGCCGCCAAUGCCGGUGCCCUGCCCCCAGAUCUCAGCUUGAUUGUCAAGGGCCGUCAUGGUGGCUGCAACUACAUCUUCAAUCUGCUGACCGGUUACCCCGAUGAGCCCCCUGCUGGUGCUUCCGUCCAGGAGGGCAUGAACUUCAACCCCUACUUCCCUGGUACUGCUAUUGCCAUGGCCCGUGUCCUCUUCGAUGGUGUCGUUGAGUACGAGGACGGCACCCCUGCCACCACCUCCCAGAUGGCCAAGGACGUCGUUGAAUUCCUCAACUGGGCUGCCGAGCCUGAGAUGGAUGAGCGUAAGAAGAUGGGUUUCAAGGCCAUCACUCUCCUCACCGGUCUCUUCGCUCUGAGCGUCUGGGUCAAGCGUUACAAGUGGUCCCCCAUCAAGACAAGGAAGAUCGUGUACAGCCCCCCCGUCCCCCGGCGCUGA
This is a messenger RNA of Aspergillus ochraceoroseus IBT 24754, 951 nucleotides long. RefSeq names its product ubiquinol--cytochrome-c reductase catalytic subunit CYT1. NCBI's taxonomy places the organism in Eukaryota, Fungi, Ascomycota, Eurotiomycetes, Eurotiales, Aspergillaceae. Gene Ontology annotation, biological process: mitochondrial electron transport, ubiquinol to cytochrome c. Gene Ontology annotation, molecular function: heme binding; electron transfer activity. The transcript is spliced from 5 exons. The coding region runs from base 1 to 951 and encodes 316 amino acids. The record is from RefSeq and is a predicted model, not a curated record.